Mollisia scopiformis is the source of this 1759-nucleotide messenger RNA. RefSeq names its product acid protease. The record is from RefSeq and is a predicted model, not a curated record. The transcript has 2 exons. NCBI's taxonomy places the organism in Eukaryota, Fungi, Ascomycota, Leotiomycetes, Helotiales, Mollisiaceae. The coding region runs from base 388 to 1653 and encodes 421 amino acids. Gene Ontology annotation, biological process: proteolysis. Gene Ontology annotation, molecular function: aspartic-type endopeptidase activity.
CUUGGGCCCUCGAUCGGCAGCAAACAUGACAUGGAAGAGUAAUUAUACGAGCUUCCUGAACCUUAUUCCGUUUCCAUUCAAGCAUCGGUGGACCCUAUUCGCCAAGAAUGGAAGCUUCAAACUCGGAAAUGAGCCUCAUGCGGAUUAACCUUAAACUCCCCGAACGCCUGUCUCGGCUAAAGUGCUGAUCAUCUCGUAUUCUUUGCAUAUUCUGGUCGUUGUGGAGACAUGAUAUUCUCCUUGUUCCUUGCAAACUCACUUUUGGUACAGUUAUGACGAGAAGUCUUGGCAUUUUGUUUUCACGAGCGUGAGAUGAAGGCCCGGACGAAAGAGAUAUAUUUGUGAUUCUUUGCUCAUUGCUCAAAUCGACCAUCGUUUCUCAGCGCUAUGUUGUCUUCUACUGCAUCUCUUUAUGCUUUCUUAAGCUUGUCUUCUGCUUUGACCAUCACCACACGUGGAAAUGCUGGGUAUUAUUACAUGCCCGUCGAGUUCGACUAUGACCCAGAUAGCAGAGUGACAGCAGAACUCACAUUCGGCUCAGCCGACAAGGAACCAAUACAAGUUGUGAUGGAUACAGGCAGUUCGGAUGCCUGGAUCUGGUCUCCGAAUGGAACAAUCCACUGGGGUUCUAAUUACCUUGGGGCUGUAGGACCUUGCAAUGCUUCCGUUCCAACCCCAUACAACCCAUCUCUAUCUUCAACGGCCAUCGUAUAUGAUCACAAUUCAACAUAUGCCUAUGCUGGCAAUGCCAAAAUCGUAUCAGGAGCCCAGUACGUCAAUGACACCUUAACAGCCACCAACGGAUCCCCCAUCCCCAAUGUCCAAAUCGCAAUGGAGAACUAUGGCACGCUCCGCCAACUCGACGACGGCUCUUGCAAGAUUCCUGAAUUCGACCGAGGCAUCAUCGGUCUCGCACCGUACACAAACACCACCUCUGGCCCCGCAUUCCGCCAGAAUCUCUUCGACGCUGGCUUAAUUGCCACCAGAACCAUGACGAUGUGGUUCGAUCAUACCACCACGUCCCUCUCCAAGCUGGUCGGCGGAGUGAUCUUUGGUGGCAUCGACACCUCGAAAUACACCGGCGAAUUGAUCCAAGUUCCCAACGUCAUCGCAGACUACCAAAUCGGUAUCUACAUCCCAAAACCCAACGUAACAAUCAACGGCCAAACCUUCGUCCCGGAUCAAAACACCACCUGUCUUCUCGAUUCGGGAGCUCACGCUGAUUACAUCCCCUUCGACUACCUCUCCAACAUGACCUCUCAAUUCCUCGCUGCUUCCAACGGGACUUUGAUCCAGUAUGCGGGCGUGAUCGGUUUCAAUGGAUCUUGUGAAAAUAUCCCUUCAGAUUUGAAUAUCACGUAUACAUUCCCGGGGGUGGAAGAAGGGAAGAGCGUCAGUAUCGAUGUCCCGAUCAAGAAUUAUGCGAGGGGGCUGCAGACUCCACCGGAUGCGGACAUGGGUGAUAUUUGUCUGUUUAAUUUGGAGAGUGGGGGUUGCCAGUUUGGAGCGCCGUUUCUUUCGGGGGCGUUUAUGGGGUUGGACGAUGAGGGUGCUGAGAUUUGGCUGGCGCAGGGAGCGGUUAGUGCGGAGGGACAGGGAGUGAGUGGUAGCUUGAAGGUGUUUGAGGCUGGCGAAGGGUUUGGCUCGCUCUGAGGGAGACGGGUCUGGGAGAUGGUUCUGGUUCCACUGAUCACAAUUGAGUUUCUUUUGCUGGGUCGCAUGGGAUGGAGUUUUGGGUUAAAAUAAACAUAUAAUUAUC